Messenger RNA from Durusdinium trenchii, 3366 nucleotides. NCBI's taxonomy places the organism in Eukaryota, Dinophyceae, Suessiales, Symbiodiniaceae. The record is from the annotation of a GenBank genome assembly.
AUGCCGCCACCUAACAAGAAGGCUGUGAUCUACGAAAGGCUGGUGCCCGCUGAUUCACUAGAGAAGUCCACGGGAACGCUCACGGAGCGCAUCCAUUGCUUCGACGUGGCGCAGCCGGAGGUGGAAGAGAUCUUGGAGCACUUUGGACCCUUCCCGGAUGUGCCUCGUUUGGUCGAGGUCAAUGCCAUGAGCUCCUCAGAUGAGACCUUCGAAGCGGUGGAGGAGAAGGUCGCGCUCCUGCUUCAGCGCAAGCGGGCGGAGAUCGCACAGGCUGAGGAGGCAGCUCGGGCUGCACAGGCCACUGAGGAGGAGGCGGCUGCCCCAGUGGAGCCCGAGACGGCCGACGCCGACCACGCCGAUGCAGCUGCAGCGGCUGCGGAUGCGGCGCCGGCAGAUGCGGCGGCGGAUGCGGAUGCGGCCGAGAACACGGAUCCACCGCCCGAGCCCCCGUUCCAAGCGGUGCAGUUGAGCGAGUUGCCCAGCUAUGUCGGGAAGAUUGAAGAUGAAGUCUUCAAUCUCCUCAUGGAGGAGUGGUCGGAGUUGCAGGGCGACUUGGUGAGUUCGCUGCAGCAGCUCUUCAAUUGGCACCGGAGUCAUCUGGCGGAUUUCAAGAGCGGCCUCUUCGGAAUGAAGCAGCGCUUCUCGGAGUUCGUGCAGCGCAGCGACGGGAAGCAGGACAUGGUGGAUGACUUCGUGGAGCGCUUCAAUUUGUUCACCGAGGAGUAUCCCGAGAUGCGGAAGCAGGAGCCAACGAAGGCUGAGCUGCACCUGAGGGCCGAGGAGUUGCAUCAGCGGCUCAAGGCCGAGGUGGAGAAGCAGUCGAGCGAAAACCUGGAGCAACUCGAGGUGAUGCAGACCAGCCGUUGGUUGGAGUCGCAGACGGAAGUUCUGGCGUCCCAGGAGUGGAAACCCAGCUUCCAAAAGGGUCAGCCACCCAGCCGUUCUGCGGUGCUCAGCAUCUGUGCAGGGCCCUGGAUCUUGGCUGUGGACUUGCUCCCCUGGAGGAAACAGACCUGUGAGCCCUUGUGCGAGGGACUGUGGAGCUUCUUGGAGAACGAGCAGAAUACCUUCUACGGUAUGGGCUUGGUGGGGGAUCUGGCUCGCUUGGCCUUUGAGUUCGACUGCGUUUGCGACGGAGUGGACUUCAACCUGAGGGGCUGGAGCAGCCUGCAACCCCUCAGCGGCGGUCUAACAGGCUUGGCCAAUCGUGUGCUGGGAACCUCCGUGGAACAGAGCAAAGCGGUGACCAGGUCGAACUGGAACCUGCGGCCGCUCUCGGAGAUUCAGAUGCUGUACAUUGCUGAGGACGCUUACAUGUCCUGGAAGAUCGCCAUGACCCUCCUGCAGACCGAGUGCAAGGUCCAAGAGGACUGGUUCGUCACCAUGGCUGAGAUGUAUGGCAGCGGGAAAGAGUUCUGGCAGCAUGGCCUCACCGUGCCCGAGAGCUGUCACGAUUGGUCGAUGGCGCAGCACGAAUGGCAGCUGAAGCAGGAAGCGAAGAAGCAGAAGCUCAGGGACAAGGAGAUUGAGAGAAGGAAGAAGGCGGAGACCCGCAAGCGAGCCCUGGAAGCCGACACCUGGACCGACAGACCGAGCGCUUCCGAAAAAGCGGUGCGCCAGGUGCAGCAUGCAGUGCAGUUGGAGGUGAAGAGAUACCAUGCAUGUUGUCAGCUGCUUUCGGACUUCUACUACUCCGCGUUAUGUCUGGGUUUGCCGGAGGAGCACGAGGCCCCGCCGAAGGUGGAUAUCUUCGCCCCUCCGGAGCCGGAAGAAGUUCCGGAUCCCAAGAAAAAGAAAGAUGACAAGAAGAAGAAGCCGGGGGAUGCACCAGAGGAGCCGGAGAUCAGUCCGGAGGAGAAGGCGGCAGCACGGCUUUGCAAGUACAUUCCAGACGAGGAGUCGGGCGGCGAGGGCCGCUGGGAAUUCCCUUUCCUCGCGGAGUUGAUGGAACAAGCCAGCAAAGCGGUGUGGAAGUUGGAGGAUUUCACGCCACCAUCCAUCGAGGUGCCAGAGGAAGAGGAGAAGGAAGAUCCCAAGGCGAAAGCCAAGGCCAAGGGGAAGGCCAAAGCCAAAGAGAAGCCGAAGAAGGAGGAAGAGGACAUGGAUCGGAGGAGCCGUUGGUUGGAAAGAGCGGUGAUUUCGAUUGCCGUGCCACCCAUGGACUUAAGUCCUUUCUACCCCAGGCAGAGAAGCCCCCCCCCGCAGCCGGCGCCCGCCCUCUUCGUGGACUUGCAGCAGGCGCUGCUGGCGGAGCGCGUGACCUUCCGGCAGCGGCUGCAGAUGAUUCAGGGCUGGGCCAUCCGACGGCUGCACCAGGCUGCGAGCUCCACGAAGAGCACCUUCCGUGACUUGAACGACUGGAUCUUGCUGCGGAGGCACAAAGACCUGGAAGCCGUCGCGAGCCUGGUGGAUGUCUUGAAGGAACAAGUCGAGAGCGAAGACUUCAUCAAGACCAAGCUGUGCCUGAAGAAUGCGCACUUGCACCAGAGGCCCAACACCCUGCUGCGGGCGCCGAAGCCUGAGAAGGUGCCGCCGGAAGUGGAGGGUGUGGCGCCCUUCCGUUGGACGAUGGAACAGCUGGACCUGCUCUUCGAGGUGGUCGCCAGCGCGGCGGCCGCCAUCUCUCCCAGCUGCAGGGUGUUGCCCAACUACACGCUCUUGCGAAUCUUGGAGCAGCUGACCUCUGCAGAUGGCGGGGACAAGCGCACGGUGAAGGUGCCAGCGAACUGGCGGAACUGUGGUGAGGCCAAGUUGAAGCAGAUGCUGGCGGCCUUCGAUCAUCCCUAUUCUGGAAGCUGCAUCGAUCUGGUGGACUUCCUCUUCCACAUGCUGCUUCUCCACAGCCCCGUGGGGUGGCCCUCCUUGAACACCCUCAUGGAGGUCCGAAGGGUUCUGGAAGCCCAGGCGCCUCGGGGUGCCAUCUGGCCAGACUUCUACGUUCCGGGUCACGUGGUGGAAUCCUUGCCCCUCUUCGAAGAGAGCGGCGAGGAAUCCUUUGCCAAGAAGUUCAAGCCCAUCACAACUCUGGCGCCCAACAUGUUCGACCGCCCGGGAGCGCAAUUGAAGUGGGUGGCCAAAGUGCUGCAACGCUAUCGAGCACCCAGUGGUGAGCAUGAGGCGUGGAGUGUGGAGGUGGCGUGGUACGACUACCGAGUCCAGAGACACGAAGACUCGGAACGGCUGGUGGAGAUGUUGGACGAUGUGAGGAGUACGCCGACCGAUACACCUAGGCAACCAGGUGCGGAAGCCUCCAUGUGGGGAAGUGAUGAGAGGCUGAAGCGUUUGCAGGUGGAAGUGAUGGGAGGACAGAGGAAGCCUGAUCCGAUUAGAGCUGUUAGUAAGAGGCAGAACAAAAAGAACAGCUAA